UAUUGUAAUCCAGCCUCUCUCCCACUCUUGGCUCGACUGCUCAGUCUGCAGUCAUUUCAGUGUGUUUUGGGGCGAGUUUGGACCAUGACUCUCAGACGGUGCUUCCUGCUGACCCUGCUGCUCCUGGAAGUGAUUGUCUGUGGUCAGGCUCAAGAGAUGGCAGUGUCUGAAGCUUGGACCGGUCGGACAUGCAAAUGUGACUGUGAUGGAGGAGAGACUCCAACAGACUACACCACUUUCGGACCUCCGAGUCGCCCCCCCAUGGUCCGUGGAGUGGACUGCAUGCCAGAAUGUCCGUACCACCGACCUCUGGGCUUCGAGGCCGGGUCAGUGAGUCCAGACCAGAUCACCUGCUCCAACCAGGACCAGUACAGCGGCUGGUUCUCCUCAUGGCUUCCCAGCAAGGCCCGUCUCAACAGUCAGGGUUUCGGGUGUGCGUGGCUCUCGAAGUUCCAGGACAACAAUCAGUGGCUGCAGGUGGACCUGAAGGAAGCCAUGGUGAUCUCUGGGAUCCUCACACAAGGCCGCUGUGACGCCGACGAGUGGCUGACCAAGUACAGCGUCCAGUAUCGCUCCGAUGAGAAAUUCAACUGGAUCUACUACAAAGACCAGACUGGAAACAACAAGGUGUUUUACGGGAACUCUGACCGCUCCUCAUCCGUCCAGAACCUCCUGAGACCCCCAAUAGUGGCGCGCUACAUCCGCAUCCUGCCGCUGGGAUGGCACACACGCAUCGCCCUGCGCCUGGAGCUGCUGCUCUGCAUGAGCAAAUGUUCUUAAAAAUCCCCCUCUGGUGCUGUUCCCAAGUCUUAACCUGGUGUCCAGUUUUCACUUGAACGUGUCCUAAAUAGUGAACCAGUUCACUCAUCAUGUGUAUGAGAAACCAGCUUCUCGACAGCAGCAGAGCUCGGAGUAGAAUGUUUCAGUUGCAGCUAAAAUGCCAUGAAUUCAAAGCAAUAAUUAGUCCUGGAGGCCAUGUUGCCAUGGAGAUGGUAUCCACAGGUCUGCAGAGAGGUUCAUUAAGGUGACGUCAACAGCAGAGUUUUUGGAUAUUAUAUAUAUUGUUAUAAUGUCAGAGCAUAGUAUUUUGUGGGGGGAACUUUGUAUUAGUCUUUUAGGUUCCUUGACAAUACUGUUCUUUAACUGUAGUGUUCGGGUGGUGAUUAACAUUUUUAAUGAGGCUUAUGCUACAGGUACUUCAAUAACAUUAUGCAGAUAGUUCAACUAUACAAGAUCACAAAUGAAAAACAUUUUUCAGGCUGCCUCGACACGUAAACACCAGUGUGAAACUGAAGGCCUGAAGAAAUUUUUUAAGACACUCAUUAAGUUUGUAUCAAUAUUAAUUUUACUACUAAUUUAAAAUCUCCGUUUAUUUAAGACCCGAAAUCCAAAUUUUGGAAGAAAGUUUAACAUCAAUGUUUACUCACGCUGUUCUGACUUACGAUAACAAAGCAUGGGUUUUGAAAACAGUUCUUUUCUUGCUUUGGCCACAAUAGAAAGUGGCCACAACCUGACAGACACAGUUGGUCAGACUGUGUCAUACAAUUACGAUUAAAAUGGCGUUUGACCAUAGAAGUAUUUUCAAGGGUGUUACAUGGUGGCCCAUUGUCAUACCCUUCCAUGGGCCCCAGAUAUCCUGGCAGGGUCUGUGGCUGCCCCAUUGAUUUGCAGGCUGCUAACAUUAAACGAAAUUAUUAAAAUGGUAACUGCUAUCUGUUAAGUUACCAGAGAAAUGAUCAACAUUUUGUAAAAAAAAAACACACAUUGUGAUUUGCCUCCCUGUAUAAUUGACGCAUUCAUUCAGGUGUUUUUGCCACCAAAAUAUUGACUAGUAACAGAUAAGGGUGUCUUUUUUAUUGGUUGAUCUUUUUUAAGUGAAAGCUCUACUACUACUUAGCUCUGUUUUGUGAAGUCCACAUCUUCCUCAUUGUAUUUCCCGCUGUGAUAUUUUCUCUUACGCUUGUUUGUGUUCAGUAAAACAAAACAUGGGGUCCAAUGUGCACUUGGC
Molecule: messenger RNA, 2008 nt
Organism: Synchiropus splendidus (mandarinfish)
Lineage: Eukaryota; Metazoa; Chordata; Actinopteri; Syngnathiformes; Callionymidae
Gene: rs1a
Product: retinoschisin 1a
Exons: 6
Coding region: 85-780 (231 amino acids)
Source: RefSeq, a predicted model, not a curated record